UAGCCGCGCGCCGAGAACGCGGGUCGAAGGGCAGGCGGCGUCGGUGUCAUGGCGGCCUCCACGUUGGGCUCGGCAUGGGGACCUCUGCGGCUCGGCGUCCCCGGCCUGUGUCGCCGCCGACCACCCCGGGGCCUGUGGGCGCGCGCACGGCGGCUUUCGGAGCCCGUGGCGUCCGGGAGGAGCGUGGCCGCGGGUAGUGGACUUGGCGCCUCGGGUACUGACCGCUACUGCUUGGAGCUGCUGCGGAAACGAGAUUAUGAAGGCUAUUUAUGUUCCCUGUUACUCCCUGCCGAAUCCAGAAGCUCUGCUUUUGCACUGAGAGCCUUCAAUGUGGAACUGGCUCAGAUUAAAGACUCUGUCUCUGAGAAAACAAUUGGACUGAUGCGAAUGCAGUUUUGGAAGAAAACUGUGGAUGAUAUAUACGGUGACAAUCCACCACAUCAGCCUGUGGCCAUUGAACUGUGGAAGGCUGUCAGAAGACAUAAUCUGACUAAAAGAUGGCUUAUGAAAAUCAUUGAUGAAAGAGAAAAAAAUUUGGAUGACAAAGCAUAUCGUAAUAUCCAGGAACUAGAAAAUUAUGCUGAAAAUACACAGAGUUCUCUUCUUUAUCUAACACUAGAAAUAUUGGGCAUAAAGGAUCUUCAUGCAGACCAUGCCGCCAGUCACAUCGGAAAAGCACAAGGCAUCGUCACUUGCUUGAGAGCCACCCCCUAUCACGGGAGCAGAAGAAGGGUGUUCCUUCCCAUGGAUAUCUGUAUGCUGCACGGUGUUUCACAAGAGGAUUUUCUACGGAAGAGUCAAGAUAGAAAUGUGCGAGACGUGGUGUAUGACGUGGCCAGCCAGGCACACUUGCAUCUAAAGCACGCUAGGUCCUUCCACAGAAGUGUUCCUGUGAAAGCAUUUCCUGCUUUUCUUCAGACUGUUGCUCUGGAGGACUAUUUAAAGAAAAUUCAACAAGUGGAUUUUGAUCUAUUCCACCCAUCUUUACAGCGGAAGAAUACUUUGCUCCCAUUAUCUUUGUAUAUUCAGUCAUGGAGAAAAAGAUACUAAAAUAAUGUCAUGGCACUGAUAUUUAUUAGUUUUACGGAAGUGUCCUUAGUUUAGGGUUCUUGUUUACACACAACAGGAUCUACUUAAGGAGAAAAUGAAAUUAUCGGGGGAGUGUGUAGGUCACAGAACGGAUGAGAAGUUGCUGUGGGGCCAGGGGGCCAGAAUUCUGCCCCGCCCGGCCCUUGUGGGCAGCAGCGCAGACCUUCCGGGGAGCGGAGCCCGUCCCAGCUGCACUGAGGCUGCAGGCCGUGCUUCUGCCGCCAGAGGGCAGGGGAGUGGCAGCUCCCCUCCCUCUUUCGCUGUCGAAGAGGAACCGGGAAGGGGCUGAAGUAGGACUGGGUUUGUAUGCUGAGCAGCCAGACCCCAGGCAUCCAGUACAGCUGGGAAAUGCGUUUAUUUAGGGAUCACGAAGAGUGAAGUGAUCAUCAGUGUUUGAGGCCUUUAUAUCUCUUAACAUUUAUUCUUUCCCACCCUGUGAAAAUUUGUCCAUGAUGAUACAAUAACUUCUUUAGGGUGGCUGGCUGUCAAGGGCUCCAAUCCUAAUGUAAUUUUAGGUCUGACUUGAAGGCUUUUACUUUUUUGUUUACCUUUUUGCUUCACUCUCUGUCAUCGAGUAUUAUCAUCAUGAACAAAACUCUUCUUAACAAAAUGUGUGUUAAUGUAAAUUAACAAAAUUGUGUUAAAAAUUGAUUAAGGGGAUACUCCAUUUUUAAAAACUAGUGGACUAGUUGAGCUUCCCAGUUAAAAAGCUCUGUGCCAUGUACUUUGACCAGUGUUCUCAUCUGAUCUUCAAAACAAUGAAACAAGAAACGUUUGGGGAUUAAAAGUUUUAAUUAUAAAAUACAUA
Messenger RNA from Bubalus bubalis (water buffalo), 1897 nucleotides. RefSeq names its product NADH:ubiquinone oxidoreductase complex assembly factor 6 (gene NDUFAF6). NCBI's taxonomy places the organism in Eukaryota, Metazoa, Chordata, Mammalia, Artiodactyla, Bovidae. The transcript has 9 exons. Gene Ontology annotation, cellular component: mitochondrion. Bases 49 to 1050 code for a protein of 333 amino acids. The record is from RefSeq and is a predicted model, not a curated record. Gene Ontology annotation, biological process: biosynthetic process; mitochondrial respiratory chain complex I assembly.